Molecule: messenger RNA, 6558 nt
Organism: Oncorhynchus tshawytscha (Chinook salmon)
Lineage: Eukaryota; Metazoa; Chordata; Actinopteri; Salmoniformes; Salmonidae
Product: glucocorticoid receptor
Exons: 10
Coding region: 701-2710 (669 amino acids)
Biological process (GO): regulation of DNA-templated transcription; nuclear receptor-mediated glucocorticoid signaling pathway
Cellular component (GO): nucleus
Molecular function (GO): nuclear glucocorticoid receptor activity; zinc ion binding; sequence-specific DNA binding
Source: RefSeq, a predicted model, not a curated record
AGUGAGAUCUCCAUUUUGUGUGUUUUUUCCUAGAGGUUAGCGCUUACUUUAAUUUUUGGCUGUGAACGACACAGCUAAUUCCGUGAUUUUCGGGUGCAAUUUUAUACCUAACACAUUGGAUUGGAUGAUCCGAUUGAUGACUUGCUUAUCCGUGUCCUGCUACGAUUCGCAAGGAGAACGCAAUCAGAUGUUUUCGUGUUUCUGGCCCAUUUGCGAGCAAAAUAACACCAAAACAAGAACAACAAUGUCAGACGAUGCAUGGAGUCACAUCCAGCUACCAAACGCCUGAAGGGAUUGUAAGAUGGGUCAAGGAGGAGUGAAGAGCAGGAGUAACAAAAACAACAGCAGAGUUAGGCGCCGUCUGAUAGAAAACCCCUCAGAGGGAACCCUUCUCAACUACGCUCCCAACAUGUCCGUUGCCUUGGCAACCACCAACGCGCCUUGUUCCUUCGAUCCAGCCAACUGAUGCAAGCAGGUGACGUGCCCAGCGGAACCAGUAACAGACCUCACCUCAGCCACCACCACCGCUCCGUGGGCCUCUACCUGGAAUACCCAGAGCCUCCCGCCACAAAGGUUUGUACAAAGGACCAGAGAGCCCAGACCCAGCAGACCUACAUGUUCCUGAGAAUCUGACUCUUCAUCCUCGGGGAGACCUACUCCUGCCUGGAAAACAGCUGACUUCCACCGCUCCACACACAGCAUGGACUCCCUAAUCGGGGACUCAGACCCCAACCUGUUCCCCAUGUCCAUGAGGACGGAGACCGCCUUCUCCCGGGACCAGAACCCUAUGGAUAUGGACCAGGAAGGGUACAUUGGAAAAGACCAGAAACUGUUCAGCGACAACACUCUGGAUCUCCUCCAGGACUUUGAGUUGACAGGCUCCCCCUCAGACUUUUACGUAGGAGACGACGCCUUCCUCUCCUCCCUGGCUGAUGACACUCUCCUGGGGGAUGAGAGCCAGGAUCGUGGGGUCUCCAACUCCACCUCCAAGCCAGCUGCUACUAUGACCAAUAGUGGUAGUUUUAGCGGUUCCAACACCACCACAUUGAAUGGUAGCAGUCUACUAGCAUGUCAGGAUGAGUCCAACUCCAGCACCUCUAUGACAACCACCGCCACUUUCCCCGUGGUGAAGAUGGAGAAGGAAUCUGGCUUCAUCCAGCUGUGUACUCCAGGGGUGAUCAAACAGGAGAAGACGUCGGCCAUGCGUAGCUACUCCUGCCAGAUGAGUGGUAGUACCGGCGGCUCCACUUCCUCUUCUCCCUCCGAGCUGUCCAGCGCCAGCCCCAGCCCCAUCUCCAUCUGUGGGGUGAGCACCUCUGGAGGACAGAGCUACCACUUUGGAGGCAACAGCAGCAUCAACACCCCCUUGGCUUCCACCACCAGUGGAGCUUCUCAGCAGAAGGACCAGAAGCCCUCGGUGUUCAGCCUGUAUCCUCCGCUGGUGACAGUAGGAGAGGCCUGGAACAACAUUAGCUAUGGGGAUGGAGCUUCUGGAAUGCAAGGCCUCUCCAGCCCUACCUCCGCUUUCUCCAGCAGCUAUGCCAGUUCUACCUCCAAGCAUGGUGGUGGCGCUGCGUCAUGUACAACCCAGGGCAAGGCCGGGACCACCCAUAAGGUCUGUCUGGUGUGUUCAGAUGAGGCGUCUGGCUGUCACUACGGGGUGCUCACCUGCGGAAGCUGCAAGGUGUUCUUCAAGAGAGCCGUGGAAGGUACAGGGGCAAGGGGGCAACACAACUACCUGUGUGCUGGGAGGAACGACUGCAUCAUCGAUAAGAUCAGAAGGAAGAACUGUCCAGCCUGCCGCUUCCGCAAGUGUCUCCUGGCAGGGAUGAACCUGGAAGCUCGUAAAACCAAGAAGCUGAACCGUUUAAAGGGGGUACAGCAGCCCACCACUGCCGAGCUGACCCCCCCUCCUCUCCCAGAGGCCAGGUCGCUGGUCCCCAAGUCCAUGCCCCAGCUCACCCCCACCAUGCUGUCCCUACUAAAGGCCAUCGAGCCAGACACCAUCUACUCUGGCUACGACGGCACCCUGCCAGACACCUCCACCCGCAUCAUGACCACCCUCAACAGGCUGGGAGGACGACAGGUGGUAUCAGCCGUCAAGUGGGCCAAGGCCCUGCCAGGGUUCCGGAACCUUCACCUGGACGACCAGAUGACUCUGCUGCAGUGUUCCUGGUUGUUCCUCAUGUCCUUCGGCCUGGGCUGGAGGUCCUACCAACAGUGUGACGGGAAUAUGCUCUGCUUCGCUCCAGACCUCGUCAUCAACCAGGACCGUAUGAAGCUGCCCUACAUGGCAGACCAGUGUGAACAGAUGUUGAAGAUCUCCAGUGAGUUUGUCAGACUGCAGGUGUCUCAUGACGAGUAUCUGUGUAUGAAGGUUCUGCUGCUGCUCAGCACCGUGCCAAAAGAUGGUCUGAAGAGUCAGACAGUGUUUGAUGAGAUCAGGAUGUCCUACAUCAAGGAGUUGGGGAAGGCCAUCGUCAAGAGAGAGGAAAACUCCAGCCAGAACUGGCAACGCUUCUACCAGCUCACCAAGCUUCUUGACUCCAUGCACGAGAUGGUUGGUGGGCUGCUGGAUUUCUGCUUCUACACGUUCGUCAACAAGUCACUGUCGGUGGAGUUUCCAGAGAUGUUAGCAGAGAUCAUCAGCAACCAGUUACCAAAAUUCAAAGCUGGGAGCGUCAAGCCCCUCCUCUUCCACCAGAAAUGACUGUGGUGCUACCGCCACUGGCCGUGUCCACCACCGAGACACAAUGCCUUAAAAUCCCCUCACCUUCCCCUGACAGAGGGAGUCAGGGAAGAAGGCUGUUUUGGGAGAAAUUAUACCAUGUACAGGGGUUUGCUGAUUUUGGGGGAUGAAACGAGCGCCAUCGAGGAGGAAGGAGAGAUUUGUCAAGAGGCAGAAGACGAGACGGAGAGAGCAGAGGAUUUUUGUUUUGUUUAACAUCAAUGGUCUCUAUAAUCCAGUUAAUAGAAUACAUGUUUUCAUAAGUUGAAGUAUAAUCAAGGAUUGAACUCAACUAACCCUUUGUGUUUUCUCAGGUGUAUGACCCGCAGAACUUAACAAUAUCUAGAUGAAAUAAGUAUCUAUAUACAGAUUAUUAAGAUGAUGAUGAUGAUGAUGAUGUCUUACGUUUCUGCUGUCACAGUAUAUACAGUUUAUUAUACAGGCCAUUUCUUACCUCGGCAAAGGUAACACUAUAACUAUCUUGUCAUGUUAGUCACCAGGUUAACCCACUGUGUAUUCCUCUACCUGUUGCUGUUUUUAGGACGUUGUUGUAACAGAGUUCAUUAUCAAAAUCACAUGACGGCGUGUUUUCUUCCGUAACUGUCAUUUUCCAAACGCAUGUUGCAUUGAUUUUAAUUAUUAUUUUUUUUAAGUCAGGCGUAACGUGAUGAAAUUGUUUUAUAAAAUGAAAGCAUACAGUUCACAGAGCUAUCUUUGUGUACGUUAAGCUACCUGCUGGCUGCCAGGUUUACACACACCGUCGAUCAGAAAAAGGGAGAGGGGGGGAAAAAAGUGCCUUUUUUUUAGCUUGACGUCUGGUUUUAGCCGUUCUCUCUCUGACUGUCUGAGGAUGUUCUUCUUUCACCAUCACGGUUGACCCUCAGUGAAUGGGAUUGUUUUGUUUCUAUUACAUGCCGUUGCAGUCAGUUUAACUUUUUUAAAUGGCUGCCGUGUUAGUCUGUUGCUAUUGUAGCUCAGUUAUGGCUCCUCGGUGUGAACUAUAACAAUAAGAUCAGUAGUUUUAAAUAAUACUCCCAAUUUGCAUACAGUAUUCACCUGAUCUCUUGUACACGUCUCAUUUUUAAAUACAUUUAGUACAAUGACCCCCCCUACCAUUAUGAGAGCAUGUGGAAGUACACAGUAAAGAACAUGGCUUUAACUCUAUUGGAUGUUUGUAAAAUGAAGCUAUUAAUUGUCACCUUUUUGAACUUAUUUUUGUCAGCAAAAGUACUUUUGUCCAUCGAUGAACUAAUACCCUCUUCCUGUUGCUUUUGUUUUAACUGUUGUUUUGCUAGUUGUUGUUUUUUGCCCAUUUGACAUUAUUGGAAUGUGUUGGAGAGAGCGAUGCGUCAGCCAAUCAAAAAUGGAGAGUGCAGAUUCCACUUUUUUUAUUUUUUAUUUCAUGUAUCGACAGCCUCAAAACCAGAAGAGCUGGUUGCUAUGGUUUCCACUAAGAUUUGAUGGGAAAAUGGCUGUUCUUGAAUUUAGUUCUACAGUAGUUCUUGGUCUCUUAAGGAGAAUAUAAAUAGUAACAGUCAAAGUCAGAGGGCCCAGUGUUGACCCUCAAUACUCUAUAUGCUGGUUUCUGUAUGAACACACUGGUGUUUGAAUGGAUAGUAGAGUGGUGUGUAUGUGAAUGAAACAUGGGUAACUUGUCAUUAUUAAUCAUUAUAGCGCUUACAUUCUGGCAACAGUGACAUAUCACUGACAUAUCAGACAAUUAGACAAUUUUAUGAGAUGAAAACCAGCAAUACACAGGGGGUUCUGGAGAGGUGGACACGGAUGGACCCUUCUCUAGGACAACCUCCCAUUGCUGCUCACACAACAACCCCUUACCCACCCAGGCAUCUUGCUUACAACAUCUCAGCUCUUAUUGUUUCUCUCUCGCACUCUGUGUGUGUGUGUGCGUGCGUGUGCGUGACACAAAAGUUUUCCAGUAAAGCACUUAAUACUAACUUCAUUCUCUGUCAUCUUGUUUCUCACUCAAACUGUGAGCAUGUCACAAAUUACUCCCUGUUCCCUUUGUAGUGUGUUACUUUUGACCAGGACAAGGCUCUGGUCCAAAUUAGUGCACAAAAUAGGGAAUAGGGUGCUAUUUCAGACCGUAGUCUGUAGCUUAGUGGAUGAGGAGGGGAAGAGACGUAAACCAGGAGAUAUUUUGACCCGGUAACAGAGGACUGGGGUUUCCCACCCCUGUUCUAAGGGGAAAUGGUUUUCUUCUAAAAAAAAAAAAAAUGUUUUCAUUGUAAUGUAAUUGGGGUUGUUACAUUCCGUACAUUUGAGGGGAAUUUGUGAGAAUUGUUAACCUGAGACCUGAAGCCAUUGAGAAGGUGUGAUGUGUUCUAACUUACCUAACCUGCGUUUUUUUUUUAAAUGCCAUGCUAGUUAUUUGUUUGUUGUUAUUGGGUUUAUUUACAUCUUGGAAAACUGACUUCUCUUAUUUUCAGAUUUUUCAUACACGAUGCCAACAUCUAAUAAGAAGCUAUACAUUAGUGAUUCUUAAGAACAACUAUACCAUACUCAGGUUGUUGUCAUUGGUUAAAAGUGUAUGUGGUGUUGAUGAAUUGGUAUAUGAGAAACGAGACCAAGGAAAUAGCACUUCAUUACAGUGGUCAUCUAUGUUCACUGAUGAAACUGUUUAAAACCAAAAACAUUCAGUUUUGAUUCCCAAAGUGUGUUUUUCUGACAAUGAAUUAACAGUCAGGUUAAAUAAAAGCUCACCUGGCCAUUCAGGUACGUUAGUUUCAUGCAUACUGGACAUGCCAAAAUCAUUAGAUUUUUCUCACUACUUGAUUAACCAUUGUUAACUUCCCAAUCUAUCCUAAAGGAAAACAUUUUAUUUUCUUUCAAUGGUGAUACAAAAGGAGUUCAAUAAAAUAAGAAAAUGAAUUCUCCCCAUUUAAUGAGCUUGUGGAUUUCCUAUGGGCUACUUUCACAUUCAGUGUGGCUGUAAAUCAUUCUCUGCUGUUGCCUUUCAUAUAACCGGUAUGAAACCACAAACUACUCACCUCCCCUUAUCCAAAAAUGUAUUGGUCUCUGUGGAAUUGUAUUGUGCAGUACAGUUUUUUUUUUUUUUUUUUACAAGAAAAUCUGAAAAUAUGCAAAUAGAAAUGACAAAUACCUGAGUUACAUGUGUUGCUCUAAACAGAGAUUAUAGACAUGUACUGUCAUUUUCUUUUUUUUCUUUUCCAAUAUAAGCUAUUUUAGACAGAAAAUGUUCACUUUAGUGAAUGAACUCUGCAGGACAGAUUUUCAGGAAAACUUUCAAGUGUCAAUUAUAUACCAUUUUUGAUUUAGACAGAGUUCCAGUAUAUUAGAUUGUCUAACGGGUAGCCAAAGCAAAGCCAGACUCAAAGUUUCCCUGUAGUUUCAGUAGCUCUUGGAACGACAGACGUACAGGACUGUCCUAUAACACAUUUUAUAUGUAUUUUUUUGUGUACUAAUAUUAUGAAUAUAGUAGUCAGUCAACAACAAAAAAACUUCACACAAACUGUUUGUGAAAGUAAUCAACCAGCUUUGAACCUGACAAUUUGCACUACCCCAAAUAUAUUAUUUUGAAAUUCUAUUUUGUAUAAAACAGACGUUCACUUUUGAAACGUAUUAUCAAUGAUGAAGAAUGAUGAUGAUGAUGAUGAUCUGGUAUAUGCUUUCCUUUGAAGAUGGCUUAUUUAGCUUAUAGACUAUUUCAAUGAUGUACAUAUAACCCAAUGUAAAGAAAAAUAAUGUGUUGUAUUACUCCCACAAAUAAUAAUAAUUUUCUAUAUCUGUAUUAUUGCUCAUCUGUAGUAGGUCAUGUUGAUGCUUUUCCUUCCAUUAAAUGUUGAACUACG